AUGUGGGUAGCAGCGGGCAUGCUCUGGCUCCUGGUCUUUGGGGGGCCCUAUCAAGCCUGGGGUUCCUGCCCCUCUCAAUGCAGCUGCAGCCUUCACAUCCUGGGCGAUGGCAGUAAGGCCAGGACAGUGAUUUGCAGUGACCCGGAUAUGACCCUGCCACCAGCAUCUAUCCCUCCGGACACCUGCAGGCUUCGGCUAGAGCGGACGGCCAUCCGCAGGGUGCCAGGGGAUGCCUUCAGGUCUUUGGCCCACCUGGAGCAGCUGUGGCUGCCCUUCAAUGCCCUCAGUGAGCUCAGUGUGCUCAUGCUGCGGGGUCUGCAUCGCCUGCGGGAGCUGCGGCUGCCUGGGAACCGCCUGGUCACCUUCCCCUGGGCUGUGCUCAGGGACGCCCCCCAGAUGCGGCUGCUGGACCUGCAGGCCAACCGCCUCUCUGUGGUGCCCCCUGAGGCUGCGCGCUUCCUAGGAAAUCUCACCUUCUUGGACCUCUCCAGUAACCAGCUGAUGAGGCUGCCGCAGGAGCUGCUGCUCACCUGGGCUCACUUGAAGACAGGGUCUUUCCUUCCAGGCCACCACACCAGGCUGGUCCUAGGUCUACAGGACAACCCAUGGGUAUGUGACUGCCGACUGUAUGAACUGGUCCAUCUUCUGGAUGGCUGGGUCCCAACCUUGGUCUUCAUUGAAGCCAGAUUGAAGUGUGGCAGCCCACGUAGCCUGUCUGGAGUGGCCUUCAGCCAACUGGAGCUCAGGAAAUGUCAGGGUCCAGAGCUGCAUCCAGGGGUGACCAGCAUCAUAUCCCCUGUGGGUAGCACAGUAUUGCUGCGCUGUGGAGCCACUGGGGUCCCUGGGCCUGAGAUGAGCUGGCGAAGAGCCAACGGGCACCCAGUCAAUGGCACAGUGCACCAAGAAGUCUCCAGCGAUGGCUCCAGCUGGUCUCUGCUGGACCUACCUGCAGUGUCUGGCCUGGACUCUGGAGACUACAUCUGCCAGGCCCAGAACUUCCUGGGAACCUCCGAGAUGCUCAUCUCCCUGCUGGUCACGGAACCCCAGACUUCCACGGAGCACAGUGGGGGGCUCCCGGGGGCCUUGCUGGCAAGGGUAGGGGAAGGGGUGGAGGCUGCGGCUUACAACAACAAACUGGUGGCCAGACACAUCCCCCGUGUUCCCGAGCCUCCUGGCCGGGGCCCUCGGCCCUCGGUGGCCAGCCCGAGGGAGGAACUGACCCUGCAGCAUCUGCAGAUGGGCGCCGCCUCUGCCUCGGAUCGGCAGGAGGAGCCCCAGGAGGCCCAGAUGGUGAGGUCUCUCAAGGUGGUGGGGGACACGUACCACAGCGCGUCCUUGGUGUGGAAGAACCCCCCUUCUGGAAACGCCACGGCUGUCAGCGUGCUCUACGCGGUGUUUGGGCAGCGGGACAUGAGCAGGGUGAUGGUCCAGCCCGGGAAGACCAGCGUGACCAUCGAGGGCCUGGCGCCCAAGACCAAGUACGUGGCGUGCGUGUGCGCGCGGGGCGUGGUGCCACGCAGAGAGCAGUGCGUCAUCUUCUCCACGGACGAGGUGGUGGACGCCGAGGGCACCCAGCGCCUCAUCAACAUGGUGGUGAUCAGCGUGGCUGCCAUCAUCGCGCUGCCCCCCACGCUGCUGGUCUGCUGCGGGGCCCUCCGCAGGCGCUGCCGCAAGUGCCGCGCCGCCGCCGGGGGCUCGGCCGACGCUGCCGGGGGAGCCUACGUCCACCUGGAGAGGCUGCGCCACAGCCAGGACGGCUCCGACUUGCUCUCCAGGAAUAGCCUCAGCGAGGCGGACAGGCUCCUCUCGGCCAGGUCCAGCCUGGACUCUCAGGCCUUGGGGGUCAGGGCGGGCAGGCGCAUCCAUGAGUACUUCUGCUAA
This is a messenger RNA of Dipodomys ordii (Ord's kangaroo rat), 1881 nucleotides long. It is a transcript of the gene Lrit1, whose product is annotated as leucine-rich repeat, immunoglobulin-like and transmembrane domains 1. NCBI's taxonomy places the organism in Eukaryota, Metazoa, Chordata, Mammalia, Rodentia, Heteromyidae. Gene Ontology annotation, molecular function: protein binding. Bases 1 to 1881 code for a protein of 626 amino acids. Gene Ontology annotation, cellular component: endoplasmic reticulum membrane. The record is from RefSeq and is a predicted model, not a curated record. The transcript is spliced from 4 exons.